This is a messenger RNA of Geosmithia morbida, 1530 nucleotides long. RefSeq lists its product as uncharacterized. Bases 1 to 1530 code for a protein of 509 amino acids. The record is from RefSeq and is a predicted model, not a curated record. The transcript has 3 exons. Lineage: Eukaryota; Fungi; Ascomycota; Sordariomycetes; Hypocreales; Bionectriaceae.
AUGUAUCAACUCCAGCACCAGAACCAGGACCAAGUCCGCUUCCGUCAAGACCUGUCACAGCCGCCCCCGGUCCACCAAAACUACCAUGGCGCCCAACACCAGCGCCAGCCGCCAGCUCCUUCUUUCGCUUCUCACAAUCUCUCGUCUCCUCCUCUUCCUCCUCACCAGCAAAAUCUCUCUCCCACCAGCGCGGUAGAUAAUCUGCCCACCUCGCCGUCGUCUACGUCCGCUGCAGUCACACCUCUACCUUCGUUGUCGCAGCAACAUCCAAAUCAGCAAUCCGACGCUUAUACUGCUGCUAACCGGCCCACAAUCCAUCACCAGCCGCAGCCGCAGCCGCAGUCGCAGCCCCAGCCGCCGCAGUCUUCGUCCCACCACCACUCCAAAUCCCGAUCUUUCAGUUUUCACUCGGAUAAGAAGAGCCAUAGCAGAAAGUCCUCUGUCAAAUCCUCCGACGAGCGCAAGACUCCCACCGAGCACCAUCACCACGACAAGGGCCUGCACAGCAAAGCCGAUCCCACUCUAGCCAUGAGCGAGGCUGAACCUUCCGUCAUAGCCACCAUGAGUGGCGAGUCAUCGCUCGGCUCGCUCCGUGGUAUCCAGCACAAGGAUGCCUACGGAAACCCCAUCGCCGACCCUGACCUGUCCAACCCUACACGCAACCGAUGGGAGCGUCCUCUCGACACGAUCCGCAGCUUCGAGGCCGCCAUUGACGGUGGUUACACUCGCAGGGCCUCCAUGAUGCGUACCGCUCAUCCUCUGACCCCAUCGCGGACAACAGCCUCCGGAACCUUCAACGGCAACUCGAACCGCCGCAGCUCUCACACUCCAAGCCAGACCAAGUUCCGCCCUGGCAGCUACCAGAACGGCAACGGGAACGGAAACCGGCCCAUCUCCUUCCGACCCGAGCAGACGCAGUUCACCCUGGCCACAUCUGCUGGGCCUUCGCGCAGCAGUAUAUACGGUUACGAGAGCCACCGGAGCUACGACGAGCAUGCCAACAUCUACGGUCCCACCGACGGCCGCCCGCGCCAGUCUAGGAUGAUGUCGGAGCCCUACUACGCCAUGAGCGCGAGGGAGCAGCAGGAGGUCUACCGCCUGUCCGACAAGGACCGCUCCUACGAGACCGUCACCUCGGCCGAGGGCAGCCGAAACUCGGACCAGGUCGGCUACCAGACCGACCCCACCAGCAGCGAUAACAGCUCCAUCGAACGUCGCCGCUCCCCCGGCAGGCGUCUCCAGCAGCCGCCCGUCAAGGACUACGGCGUCUCCAUGCCCCCGACACAGCCCGGCAUGGCGUACGCCGGGCAGUCCCAGCCUCCCCGGCCCCCGGCCAACGGAGCCAACGGUGUCGCCCCCCAGGCCAGUGCCGCUCCGCCCAAGGACGCUCCCUCGGUCCUCAGGCGCUCUUCCAAGUCCGCCCAGGCUGCGCCCCAGCAGGAGUCGCAGCCUGCCAAGACGGCUGCCAAGACACCCGUUUCGGAAAAGAAGAAGAGCUGGCUGUCUAGGCGGUUCAGCAAGAACUCAUAA